This is a messenger RNA of Naegleria lovaniensis, 1638 nucleotides long. RefSeq lists its product as uncharacterized. The record is from RefSeq and is a predicted model, not a curated record. The transcript has a single exon. The coding region runs from base 1 to 1638 and encodes 545 amino acids. Lineage: Eukaryota; Heterolobosea; Eutetramitea; Acrasida; Naegleriidae.
AUGGACAGUCAAGUAGUAAUAACACCCAUCUCUUCAAGCUGUGAUUGUCAUGACACACUUGUGGACAACAUGGUUAACAACGACACGAUUCUCAUCUCUGACAUUUCUAUGAAUGAUGACAUGAUGAUUCAAACAUUUCUUUCAAACUCGAGCUCGGACGAGAAAAACAACCUCUCCUCCACAACGACAUUCCGACCCAAACACAUUUCAUUAACCAGCAAUCCCUCUUCUACUUGUCAUUUCACCUCUCCUUCCAAAGCAUCUUUAUCAUCAUCACUCAUUCGUCAUUCCUCUCUUCAAGAUUGUAAUAACAACAACAACAAGAAACAUCGUUCGACCACUUCAACGACUUUGGAUGAUUCGAGUUCAGAAAGUGCAAAUUCCAUUCAAUCCAAACAUUCAAGUCAAUUAGGAGAGAAUGUUAAAGUAGAAAUGGAAAUUCUCGAUUCCAUGAUUGUUCAUCCGAGUGGACAUUCAGUGUUACAACUCUCUGCCAAGCAUCGUGUCUUGUUAGUUUUUAUCAAAUGGUUUGGAUGUCCCAUGUGUCAAAAUGUCAUUGAUGAAUUACAAAAAUACUUGUCAAGUUUUUUACUGUUAAACAUCAUUCCAGUCGUGUGUCAUCAAGAACAUGUCGAUAAAUUUUCCAAAUACAUUUCACAUACUCAAAUCAUGCAUUGUUCCAUUACCAAUGACAUUAAGAAGGCAUUUCUAGUUCAACGUGCUUCAUUAUUGCGUCAUGCCAUGAUGAUGCCAACCUUAUUUUCAUACAUGAUCAAACAUCGAAAGAAAUUCUUUCUACCUUCUCGAAAGGAAAUGAAACAUAUGGACAUGUUAUCUUCAUUUGGAAUGUAUAUGGUAUUUAAGGGGGAAGUGUGUCAUAGUUUCAGUUCUGAAAAGUUGAAUGAGAGACCAGAUUAUGGAAGUUAUAUUUUCCAACUCGAAGAAGAGGAACUCUUGUUUAAAGAAUAUUCACAAACGCCUGAAGAAUUUAUUCCAGAUUUGGUGAAAUUAUUUCCAACCAUGAAAGAAAUAUUGAGACAAGUACGAAUGGAAAAACGAAAAAGUGUUACACAUGCGAUGAUUCAGAAUGUGAUGAAUCCAACAACGUUUCAUAAUCCUACAAGUGACGAGAAUGAUUCACUGACAGUAACAACAGUGCUCGAAAAUGCAUCCAUGAGAAGAUUCUUUAAGGCAUUCCUUGCCAACUCGUUUUGUUUGGAAUCUGUCAUUUUCUAUGAACAAGUCAUGCAGUACAAGAUGUUGUGUCAACAAGAGCAACAUGUUGCGAACAUGCAAUGUAAAUUAACCAAUUCAUCAUAUUAUUCAAGUCCAGGAACCAUGUCGGUUCUGUCAGAUGUUGAAAAUUUUCUGGAACUGCAACAGGGCAUUGAACAAAAAGCCAAAUACAUUAUUGAGACAUUUCUGGAAGAUCAUUCCAUGUUUCUCAUCAACACAAGUAAGAAAAUCAUUUCGAAAAUGAAAACUAGUAUGGAAGAAUGUGGAUAUACUGAAACAUUGUUUGAUGAAAUUGUCAAAGAUCUUAUUCAACAGGUUCUCGUGUAUAAUUUUGAAGAAUUUACUGCGAGCAAAAUUUUUGAAGAUAUGAAAUCAAGAUUAAUAAAUAAUAAGGUUCAUUAG